CCCUCGACAGAGAGCAGCAAGACACAGCUUUCAAUGACAGGUGUUGAACAGUUUCGCCAGGAUAAAGUGAUUGUUUUGGACGAAUACGUUACUAUUUCCAACAGGCAGUUGUCUUACGAAUAGAAUAAACGUGUAAAGAAGGGAAUGGUGAAGAUGUCCUGAAGAACAGGAAGACAAUCAACUUGUUGACAACCAGUCAAGUGUUGGAACUAUGUGAAAACAGACAGAUCGCUCAAGGAACGACAAGGGGACAACAUUUCAUUUCCCACAAAUGUUGGACUUUCAAGACUGUGGUAUUACCAGCACUUUAGAUAGCUAGUUGUGAACUUCUGCAGCGCUUUCUGUCUUGAGUUUGAGAGGCAAUAUUUUCCUCUUAAAUCGACUGUCUCUCAGAUAGUAGCUAGCAAUGUUUCCUCUAGAUUCGACAUGGAACAUUUCCUUUGCAGGUUGCGGCUUCUUGGGGAUCUAUCAUAUCGGUGUAGCGAGCUGUCUACUGGAACAGUGUCCGUUUCUAGUCCACAAUGCCCGGCACAUAUACGGGGCAUCGGCUGGGGCGCUCACCGCCUCGGCGCUGGUCACCGGAGCGUGUUUAGGUGAGGCCGGUGCCAACAUCAUCGAUGUGGCCAAGGAUGCCCGGAAGCGUUUCCUGGGGCCUAUGCACCCUUCCUUCAACCUGGUGAAGAUCAUGCGUACCAUGCUGUAUAAAACCCUGCCACCCGAUGCCCACCACCGCGCCACGGGGAGGCUGGGCAUAUCACUGACCAGGGUCACCGACGGAGAGAACGUCUUGGUGUCUCACUUCAACAGCAAGGAGGAGCUGGUGCAGGCCUGUGUCUGUAGCGCCUAUAUCCCAGUGUACUGUGGACUGAUCCCUCCUACGCUGCAGGGCGUGCGUUAUGUGGAUGGGGGUAUCAGUGAUAAUCUGCCCCAGUAUGAGCUGAAGAACACCAUCACUGUGUCUCCAUUCUCUGGAGAGAGUGACAUCUGUCCUAGAGAUAGAUCCACCAACAUGCAUGAACUACGUUUCACCAACACCUCCAUCCAGUUUACACUCACCAACCUCUACAGAGUGUCCAGAGCUCUGUUCCCGCCCGAUCCACAGGUUAUGAAGACCAUGUGUAAACAGGGAUAUUAUGAUGCUCUCCACUUCCUAAAGAAGAAUGGACUGCUGAAUCACCCAGGACCCCACAGGCCUCUGAUAGCCGACGAUGAGGAUGAGGAAGAUGAUGUCAUGAGUGAUGAUGAUGAGGAAGAGGGGCAUCAUGUAGAGAACGAGGUCGGACCCAGCGCGGAUGGGGUAGUGGUAGACCCCUCCCAAUCCAAAUCCACCAUUGAGGAUCACAUCUUCGAGCACCUACCACCCAGACUACACAAAGCUCUGGUGGAAGCCUGCAAGGAGAGAUACAGUCUGGGCCAGUCGCUAAGCAACCUGCUGCCAGUCAGGAUGGUGACGACUAUGAUGCUUCCCUAUACCCUCCCCCUGGAGUCUGCUCUGUCCAUGACUGUUAGACUGUUAGAAUGGCUGCCUGAUGUGCAGGAGGAUGUGGGAUGGAUUGGAGAACAGAUGGUUAAGAUGCUACAGUGUGCUGUGACACGGGCCACCAAGUCUGUGUCCAACAGGGUCUCUGCAAAGUUUUCCUACCAGUUGGAGCUACAUCACUGCCAGUCCCUGCCUGCCCAGCUCCUCCCUGCCGGCCUGCUCCCUGGCUGGGUUAGUGGAGGCAGCUCCUCUGUCCUGGAUAUUAUCAGCCGUCUGGACCAAUACCAGAGGCAGCUGCUUCCGGGCUCCUUCUGUGUCAACCUGGACCUCCGGGGCUCCUUCUACACCGGGGGUCCCACAGGAGGGACCCCAGGCCCAGGAGGGUCCACCAGAGCUGGGGAAGGAGGGCCAAGACCAGCCCUGGCCCCUACAGCCCCCAUCGUAGACCCAGAGGAGGUGGAGGGGAUGGGGCUGAUGAUGAGGAGGCUCAGUGAAAACCACAACUCUACUGCAUCUCUUCCAGCCUCACUAUAGUAAUAUAAUGUAUUCCAUUUAGGAGACUCUGAGGGCCGCUGGGGAUGACGAUUAGUAUUACAGAGAUUCUAAAAACUAGCUCUUAAGACACCCAGGUAGGCACCUUCAAGGACAUUUACAUUUACGUCAUUUAGCAGACGCUCUUAUCCAGAGCGACUUACAGUUAGUGAGUGCAUACAUUAUU
Molecule: messenger RNA, 2198 nt
Organism: Coregonus clupeaformis (lake whitefish)
Lineage: Eukaryota; Metazoa; Chordata; Actinopteri; Salmoniformes; Salmonidae
Product: patatin-like phospholipase domain-containing protein 2
Exons: 9
Coding region: 407-2014 (535 amino acids)
Biological process (GO): triglyceride catabolic process; positive regulation of triglyceride catabolic process; lipid homeostasis
Cellular component (GO): lipid droplet; cytoplasm; membrane
Molecular function (GO): triacylglycerol lipase activity
Source: RefSeq, a predicted model, not a curated record